GUGUGGAAGGGAGGCACCUCUAUACCACUGAGAGUAAUCGAUGACCUCAGAGUUACCCCAGUUAAAGCUUGUCGUAAACGGUGUGAAUUAUAGUCUGGUGGGUAUCCUUGGCAACACUUCAAAUGUAUGACGAUGCCUGGCCGUGUCCUACAGCUCUUUUGAGUGUGUCUGAACUUGUAAAUAUUCACUGUGUGUAGGCUAAUUAUACAGUAACACUGAUGUAAUUCCCAUAUGUUURCCCUCUCAGCUCAGACAAAGCUGUUAAGCCAGAAGCUGGCAUUAGCAGAGAUGAGGGUCACAAGAACAUCACCUCAGAUGAAUCAGAGGUGUUCCAAAUGCCACCUACCCCAGAGCCCACARCCCAGUCUCCUGAAUCACUUCUAAAGGAGACAAUUGUAGGGGAGGGUAAAGACGGUGAACCAUCAACUUCACCGUCUACACCCCCUCUGCACCUCCCCACGAAGGUGUUCAGAAGCUCCACCAUGAAGCGCUCAUUGCAGAUAGACACGCUUGUGUCAUUGGAAGCAGCCAUUUCUCCAGCCGGAGAGUCCGAUUUMAACGAAGAGGACCCAUGCGAUAUGAAGCGUCCUCCCAGCACGGGGGCUGUAGAGGCAGAGAAGCCUCUAUGGGCUGCUUUAGAGGAGAAAACUAGAGGAGAAARGGAGAAAGGGACAGAGGGAGUAGGCAUGAGCACAUUGGAGGCAACCAAGAGUACCUUGCAAAUGGGCCCAUCUGGACAGGGAUCUGUAGCAGAGAUCCACUUGACUGAGUACCUAGAGGACACUCCCCUCCCAUCUCCCUCCAAGGAAAAUAGAGAAACMGACAUUUACUUUGACUGUGACAGUUCAGUGGAAUUGUACACGCCGUCAAAGGAGGAGGCCCCCAUUCGCCUUCCUAAGAAGAAGARGAAAUUAUACCUGGGAAAAUGUGCUGUUGUCAACACUGAGAGUGAAGAAGGCGAAAGUGAGUCUGGUUCCUCCGUGGUCGGCCCAGGACAAGCCGACAAUGAGCAGCAGCUAGAUCCGGUGUGGAGGAAAAGUUCAGUGGACGCAUCAGAUUYAAGUACAAGAGAGGAGUUGGAAGACGAGCAGGUUUUGGACAGGCUGGAGCAGGUUCCCGUAGCUGUACAGGAGGAGGGUCUUGAUGUUGAUGUCUUCAUGAGAGCAUUAGUGGGGGCCCUGUACAGAGGUUAUGAGACUGUGACUUCCGUACUUCAGCCAUCUGGCCUAAUGAUGUCUAAUGAUGCGGUAGGAGAACCAGACUCAAGACCACUUUCUCCAUCUGAGUUUGAGAUCCUACCACCUGAAGCCUUUUCUGAUGCAUUGGAGGAACUCCCAGUCAUGGUCACAGACUCAUCACCGGUCCAGUUGACCCACAAGAAUGAAACAACUGAAGAGACUGGCAGGCUAAGCUUAGUGGAGACUUUGUGUUUAGCUGCUGUGGAGCAAGAGAUGUUCAAGGACCCAAUCACCAAAAUUGAGCAAGAGGUCAAACCUCUGAAGGAGUCCACCAAACCACAUAAAGAGACUACCAAACCACUGAAGGAGAGCACAGAACCACUGAAGAAGAGCACAGAACCACUGAAGAAAAGCACAGACCCACUAAAGGAGAGCACAGAACCACUAAAGGAGAGCACAGAACCACUGAAGGAGAGCACAGAACCACUGAAGGAGAGCACAGAACCACUGAAGGAGAGCACAGAACCACUGAAGGAGAGCACAGAACCACUGAAGGAGAGCACAGAACCACUGAAGGAGACACAGAACCACUGAAGGAGAGCACAGACCCACUGAAGGAGAGCACAGAACCACUGAAGGAGACGAAUACUGUGAAGGGUAAACCAGAGAAGGAUGUACGUCCACCUGUGUUACCACCUGUAGAAAACGAAAAGGAUGCAAAAAGCUGUACAGAUGAUUUCCCACCACUGAGAGAAGCAGAGCUGGAUGAAAUAGCUUAUGAGGUGUGCUUGGAAGACAAUGACGACGACGACGCCACCCCCAUCGUUAACUACACUAAAGCCCGUAAAGAGACGAUCAAGGGAAAGACCAAGACCGUG
Molecule: messenger RNA, 2056 nt
Organism: Salvelinus sp. IW2-2015
Lineage: Eukaryota; Metazoa; Chordata; Actinopteri; Salmoniformes; Salmonidae
Source: RefSeq, a predicted model, not a curated record